GGUUAUGUCCAGUUUGGUUGCAUUUGUGCUCAGCAUCUUUUCUGAGGACGAGCGAGAAAAUGCUGAGAAAUGCAACGGUAAACAUCGAGUAUGGGGUAAAACCACCAGGGACCUCUUACGUGUUUUCAACAAAUUUCAAGACGGCAAUGAAAGACUACCAAUCCAUCUAAUCCGAGAUGUGUUUAACAGCAUUAAUCUGUACCCUUCCAACUCACAAGUGUAUGAGAUGGUGCAGUGCGCGGUCGAGUAUGGCAGUCCCUGUGAACCAGACCACAUUACCUUUGGAGAGUUUUGUAUUCUAGUGACAGAACUCCAGAAUUAUUACACCAGGAGGCUUUCGCCUCCAGUCCCUAAGUCCCUCUACAAGGAAAAGUGUCAAGACACCAUGGAAUGUUCAAAGUGGAAGCGAAAAGUGUUUCUGGGUGGUUCCUGUAACCCCACCACAUGGAGACAGGAAGCAGCAAUACCAUUCUUUAAGAAAAAAGGAAUAACUUUCUAUAAUCCACAAGUUCAGACAUGGCGUCCUGAAUUAAUGGAAGUGGAGGCACAAGCUAAAGAGAGUGCAGAUCUUUUGAUGUUUGUGAUUGAUAACAGAACUCGAGCAGUGUCCUCUAUGAUUGAGACAGCUUAUUUAACAGCACGUGGCAGACAGGUGAUAGCGGUGAUGGAUGAUUAUAAUUCUACCGAUGUUUAUUUCAACCAGGAGAGAGUCACAGCAAAGGAGCUUGAUGACAUAUUAAGAGGUCGACAAAUUCUGGUUGAUCUGAUUGAAAGAAAUGCCCUCCCAGUCUUCAAGGAUGUCAACACAGCCCUACGGUGUGCUGCACAUGUCAUACAAAAAAAUAUCCCAGUAUCAGAUCUCGGUAAAGAACAAGGGGCAGUGCCAACCAAAUAUGGCUUCCUUAAAGUUGGAGAGCUUUUACUUCAGCUUAGAGAGGCUUUUAACUCCAUGAACACUUCUACUGAUGGGAGACUCAAUCUGUCAGACAUUUGUUUGGCUCAUAAAAGCUGCAUGGGAUUUGAUCUAGAUGUUAACUGGCUUAAGAAAUAUGGUCAUUGUAAUGACAACACAACAUAUAGCUUUGAGGAAUUCUGUUGUAUCCUGGCCGAGUACCACUCACAAAAAAAGUCUGUCUGGAAGAGAGUUAUUGACAUAGCAAGAAAUAUGUUACCAUCAAGUGUGUCCCAGCAUGCCCUGGGUAUGGAUUGUAACAAAGAGUAUGACUCGACCUUUGACAUUUACCUGGGUGGAAGCUGUGGAGACUCAGAAUGGAGGGACAACAUUGCCAUUCCCACCAUCAGGAAGUAUGGUUUGUCCUAUGCCAAUCCUCAUGUAAGAGCAGAAUGGAAGCAUAAAUUCAUCCCAAUGCAGGUGGCGAAUCGUGAAAAAUGUCGAGUUCUGCUGUAUGUGAUCACCGGAAAAACCAGGUCUCUCUCCUCCAUGAUAGAGGCUGGAUAUUACAUUGGAAAGGGAUGCAAAGUAGUUCUUUGUGUUCAGAAAAUGGUGCCAGACACUUACAUUGGAGGCGAAAAGAUAACAAAAGCGGCAGCAGAUGACUACAAUAGAGGGCGCUCCUACUUGAUUGACCUUGCCAGUCGUGAAGGCGUUCAGUUGUUUGAGGACAUAAGUGAAGCCGUUGAUUGUGCAAUAGACAGUCUUCCGGAGCGCUGCUCAGUGGCCUCGGUCUCCAGGGCUGGAACACCACAGAAGAUUUCUCGACCGAACACUCCUGUAAAGAUCCGUAGUCCCAUGCUGUAGAGAUUGUAUAAUGAUGAAUUUUCCCCAUCCCAGGGAGUUAUCUCAUCAUUAGUGUGGUAACACACUGUGCUUGUUGCUGAUGUAGCAACUCUCUAGUUAGCCAUGGAUUGAGGCAUUGUGGCAACCUUUGAGGAAGGAACCUCUAAUUUGCCGACUAAUUGCCAGCUGCCAUGUGACGUAUCCCUCAUCAAUUCAUCUUUGACCAAAGACAUACGUUAAUUAUGUCUCUGCCUUGACUAAGACUUUAUCCUCUUCUGUUGAGGUCAAAACAAGAUUUUCUUUCUACCUCUCUGUCUCUAUCAGCGUCUUAGUUGGAAAAUGAAAGUAGAACAGAUUUGCAAAAGGGAAGCAACUCUUGUUAUAGAAUAGGAAGCCAACCUCAUUAAAUGCUACAAUAAUGUAGACUGUCCAUUAUGUAAAUCCAGAUAACGAAACGGGUUUUUGUUUUUGUUUUCUUUUUAAUUUUAUAUGUCAGGUAUUGUUUUAUCUGUUUUCAGAAAUGCAAAUUUGAAGAAUAGAACCAUUUUGAAGUUUCUUCUUUCUUUCUCAGGAAGUCUCUAAUAUUUUAUUGUAUGAGUUUGUGAACUAAGUUGUGUUUAUGUACUGUAAAAAAUAAAACAAAUAAAAGCUA
Messenger RNA from Saccostrea echinata, 2390 nucleotides. RefSeq lists its product as uncharacterized. The record is from RefSeq and is a predicted model, not a curated record. Gene Ontology annotation, cellular component: plasma membrane. The transcript has 16 exons. The coding region runs from base 5 to 1759 and encodes 584 amino acids. Lineage: Eukaryota; Metazoa; Mollusca; Bivalvia; Ostreida; Ostreidae.